GUACUUCCAAGAGUAGAGAAAAAAUAUGAGGCUUGCUCUCCUCAUCACCCCGAAAGUGACCAGAGGGCGAGUUGCCUGGAUUUUGACUCCUUACAGAGGUUUCUGACCAAAGGAUUCAUUCCUCCCUAACUAGAUGGGGUUGGAGGGAAUAAAGCAGUAUUGGAUAUUUUCUUGUCUGAGAUGCAGCCGAGAAGUUUCUGGAAGCACAGAGUGGACUCAGAUGCUUCCUCUCCAGCCUCACAGGCUGGCAGGCAGCCUGUGAUGGGGCCCUGCUCAGAAGACCCCCACCUCUGCGGGGCCUCCAGGCUCCUGGGAUUCACCAGCCUCCUCCUCAGUGUCUGCUGCACUGGGGUCAAGAGUUCUGUAGCACCUGAUCCUGGAGUUCAGGAUUCUGGAGUCCAUGUUCCCCUGCAGGGGAUCCGAGGAGGUUCUGUGCUGUUUCACGUGCCCAAGAAGCAAGAAGCUGAACCAGAGGAGGUCUCGUGGGGCUUUGGCCCUGAGUCAAACUACAGAGUCUUCAUGCGAGUCCACCGUGGGAAAGACACCCCAACCUGGGUCAGCCUCCAGGACAAGUACCAGCAGAGGGUCCAUGUGCCCAAUGUGACGUCCCUGAGGAUUGAGAACCUGAUCCCAGAGGACAGUGGGCAGUAUCGGGCUCGAGCCAGCUUCAUUGGAGGAAUAGAAUUUAACCAGGUUUUCCUCCUCACUGUCUAUGAUCCUGCACCCCUUCCUCAUAUCCUUGUCAAGUCAGCGUCCUUCACAGCAGGCUGGUGCAAUGCCACUCUGGAGUGCACAGCCCCAGGGGAUACAGAGGACCUGAAGGUGACCUGGGAGAUCAAGGGCCUUCCCAAGGAGCUGGAGCAGAGAGUGACAUCAGAACUACCCUCCAACUCCUGGAAGCUGACUCUGAGCCUGCCCCUGAGCCAGCCCAAUGGCAGCUUGACCUGUGUGGUCAGCAACCAGGUGGGCCAGAAAACUGCCACCUUAGACCUUGGAGAAGUCUGUGUCUCUGGUUCACCUGGAAACAACGGUGCUAAGACCCUGCCAGGCAUCAUAGGGGCUGUCGUGAUUAUGCUGUUGAUCAUCGUAACUGGACUGUUCCUUUGGAAGACCUACGCAAAGAAGAGGAAGAUGAAGACUGAAAGAGGUGUAGAAUUUCAGGACGAUCAGAGGGACAAUGAUGGUGGCGUCCAGUAUGCGGAGCUGAGCCAGCAGGGGUCUGGAGAGGUCACAAACAAGGGUGCUGGUAAACAACAUUUGGAAGAAAAGGAGCCUGGUACUGUCUACAGUGAGGUCUACAAGCCAGAAAGGGAGGCCAUGAAGAUAAUUUAAUCAGAGAAAGCAGAAGAAUCAAAACUACUAGGACACCUCCACUUGGAGCUUGAUUCCUGCAGACACCUGCAUCUCCCAGCUCUGCUCCAGGUUCAGCUGCCCUGUGACCCUCCAGCCCUCAAGUCACUGUGUGCAUGUGGCCUUCUCACAACCUGUGUCGACUUCCCCAGCUGUCUUCCCACUCAAGAUCCUCACCCUGUGGGACGAGAGCUCUUUUCCCAUCAUUGACCCAGCAUCAGCCCCUCUUCUCCUGAAACUUCCCAAAGAGGACCUUCCUGCACAUGAUAAUCCCCACAGCCUCUGCUGUGUGACUGGUGUAUCUUUCUGAGCACUCAAGCCCAGGCAUGGAGACAGUGUAAAGGUGUUGACCAGACUACAGAGGACAAGGUUAGGCUUUGGUGCUGGGUGCUGAGUUGGGCGUCUGUGGAGACAGCAUGGGUAGUGGGAGCUUCUAAAGGACUGGCCUGAGGUUUCCUUUGCCCCAUAUGUCGGACAGUGUGUUUGUGUGUGUAUGUCUAUUUGUCGGUAUGUGUGCUGGGGGGCUAGCCAGUGCACAUUAUACAGUGGUCCAGCCCUUGUUCCUAAUCACUAGUACUAACUAACCUCAGCUUCAGCUCGUGGACCUCAAAUCCACCUCCUGUGGAGUGGGUAGGGGAAUUUGUACUGUUUCUGGCCCUUCAAAACCUUCUGUGUCUCAGAAGGACCAGGUUGGGAUUUGUAUUCAUAGACAAGUAGCUUCAGGGCAUUCCUGCCUGGUGUGGGGGGUCAUUAGAAUGGAAGUGGAAUGUGCUACCUGCCCCCCCCCCACACACACACUGUAAUGAAGCUGCUGUGAGAAGUGAAGCUUGUGGGAAGGUGUGAAUCAGUCCUCUCCUGCCUCUUCUACUGACCCUCAUUCCCCACAACCUGCUGGCCUCACAUGCUAGUCAGCCUCCUGUUUGCUUACUCACAUACUUCUGCCUGAAAUGAUGGGUCCCUCCCUGCCCCUUACUUCUGUCCCUGCCUGUUGGAAUCCUAGCAUUCCACCCAAUCCUAGACCCCCUUCCAGGUCACAUGGUAUACGUGUACCCAAAGAUUUGGAAAUGGUCUCUCCCACAUCUAACAUUUUCAAACACAACUGACUUAACCAAUUUGGCUGCCAUAGUUUGACUUGGGUUGGUCAUCAGUCUUCCCUGCCUGCUUCACCUCAUGGCUUUAGGAGGCCAGUGCCAAAGAGACAAGCACCUCUCUUUGUGAAUUGUCUGAGCUAUUCUUCCUCUCAACUCCCACAGGAACUCAGCAGAUUGAUCUCAGAGCACAGCAUCUACCAAAGGUGUUUCUGGUAGUAAGUCCACAAGGAAGCAAAGAUGGACGUGAUGAACCCCAACAAUCCUGCCUAAUCACGAUUGCUUGAGGACUUGAUGUCACCCACACUGUACUGUGGGGGAUCUUCUCCUCUUCCUCGGGGUCUUCCUCUCCUCAAAGCCUCUGUCUCCUGCCUUCAGUUCCAGCUCUUGAGUUGGAGAUGGACUCACUCUGGUGCUAUGAUCUGUGUCCUUUUGUCUGCUGGCCUGCAUUCUUGAAUCUCUUGGUUUCCCACCCAGCUCAGCAAUCUUAGCUUCUUCAUUUCUGACCUCAGAAAGAAAAGUUCUGAACUGAAAUCCUGAGCAAUAAGAAGCAAUGCUAGGAUUCUGCUGGAUAAGGGAGAAGCAGAGUUUCCUUAAUAAGGCCGUUUCUAGCCUGUUUGUCAGGCUGAACAGAAGGCUAAAGGGAAGAAGAUGACUUCCCUCACUGGAAUCCUAGGUGACCAGUCAUGGCUGGUAUCAUUGCCAUCAGUCCAGAAGCAUUGACCGCCUCCCACCCACCUUGAUUCCCAAAGCAUAAGACAAAAAAGAAAAAAGAAGGGAACUCAACAUUCCAAGCCUAUAUUGAACCAGCUUUUGUCCCAUGAAUUUUAUAAAUAUUAUUUCUUCUUAUAAGAACUCUUUUAUUUUUUUAAUUAAUUUACUUUUCUGGAGGCUAAUUACUUUAUAAUAUUGUAUUGGUUUUGCCAUACAUUGACAUGACUCUUUUAGAGUAGGUAUUACUAUUCCUGGACUUCCCUGGUGGCUCAGAUGGUAAAGUGUCUGCCUACAAUGCAGGAGAUCGGGUUCAAUCCCUGGGUCAGGAAGAUCCCCUGAAGAAGGAAAUGGCAACCCACUUCAGUAUUCUUGCCUGGAAAAUCCCAUGGAUGGAGGAGCCUGGUAGGCUACAGUCCAUGGGGUUGCAAUUACUUUUCCUAUUUUGUAGGACAAGGAACUAACAUCUCAAAAUAGUUGGUGGCAGAGCAAAUUGUUAAAUUCAAGGCUAGGUAACUCCAGCAUUUAUAUCUUUUCCUUUGCCACGUGGUCAGUGAAGUUCUUGGAAUCCUGGAGUAUUCAGAAAAGAGUAUCUUCCAUUUGUUCCUCUUCCAAGGUUCCUGGUUCUGACUCAAGUGCCUCAACUUGAAUGAGUUCAUCCUGAUGAUAAAUGGAGCAGUUGGUAGGUGAAAGGGGAAUUGUUCCUUAAGAGGACAAUGGAGUGGGAGAUGAGGGUGGGAGACAUGCAAUGACAGGUCCUGUGCUCUGGUUCAGAGGAGACAUUUAGAGCAGAGUUCUUCUUCUUGGGUCUUAUGGGAAUUCCUUCCUCUUAUACAAGGUGUGUUGUGGAUUUCAGCAUCUCUGUUCUCAAGUCAGCUUCCCUUUCAUUAUUAUUCAUAACUUCAUUUCAGAACUAUGUGAUGUUAAAAUCCCCAAUGUACAAAUAAAAAAUUAAAACCCAGAGAUAUUAAGUAUUCUACAGAAGUUCUCACGAGUGUAAGCUACAUAGGCAUGAUCACAGGGGAUAAUAAUCUCACUCAUUUUGAUUCCUUUCUCUGUCAUUCUGGACACCCAAUCAGUUACCAACUGCCACUAUGCUAUCCUUCAUAAAUCUUCCUGUACUCCAUUCUCCUCCACUUCUUUCCUUCCCAUCUUCCACCACCGUUUUUGCAGUUCCACCAGCAGUGUGUGGGAAUUUCUCUGCAUUACCACCAACUCUUGUUAUUUUUAGGUUGUAUCCAUCCCAGUGGUGAUGAAGUGGUAUCUCAUUGUGGUUCUGCAUUGCAUUCCUCAAAUGAUUUAUGCUGAACAUGUUUGCAUGAGCAUAUUGACUUUACUUGAAGAAAUUUCUUUCUCUCUUGAAUUCUUUCUUGUUAUGCAAUGUCCCUGCAUCUCCACUGAGUCUGCUUUUUUUUCCAGUCACCAGGGAAUUCCACAUUGCUAAAUUUAGUGGUCAAUUCUCAAUCCUCAAUUCCCAUAAGUUCUCAGCCACAGUGGAUAUAUAUUUCCUGGAAAUAUUGUUUUCACUUUGCUAUUUUCUACCUACUGGGUGGUUGCUCUGUAGUUUUCUUUAUCAGUAUCUUUCCAACCUCUAAACUUUGGAAUAACCAAGGUUCAUACUCAGACCACCUCGCUUCAUUGUCUACACUCAUUUCUGUUUGAUGCUCUGGCCAUGCAGUAAUCUUGUGACUAUAUGACCUUAUCUGGUAAAAAGGACCUAGAGAUGUGAUCUGUCCCCUGAACUCCACAGUGUGAAUAUCCAACUGUUUACUUGACAUUUCCGCUUGCAUGUAUAACAGGCAUCUCCAUCUUGACAUGUUUAAACUCAGACUCCCCAAACAUGCUUCCUAUACAGUUUCUUAUCCCUCCAAAUGUCACCUCAGUCCUUCCCUUUGUUCUGGCCAUAAAACUUGGGUGUCAUCUUUAACUUCCUUUUUUCUUCAUUUUCAUUUCUUUUUCACUCUCUAUUAAAAAAUACUGAUAGCUCAACAUUCUAGAUAUAGUUGAAUACUUAUUUUUGUAUAUCUAUAUGAAAAAAUAUGUUUAUAACAAAAUGCCUCUUAUCACCUCCCUGGUCCAAUUUCAUCAUUAUUUCUCACUUGGAUUAUUACAGUGGCCUCAGAGUCUCCCACUUUUAUCCUUAAUUCUUUAAUGUCUAUUUUCAUAAUAUCACCCAGAUGAAUCUUUUUAAAGCCUAAGUUGCAUCACAUUCCUUGUUGCUCAAAACUACCCCAUUACAUUACUUGUUAGCUCAAACCUUGCACUUUAUCUGGAAGAUUCUGUAUCAGCUGGCCUCCUCUCCCACACACCCCUCCUUCCUUAAUCCACUAUAGGACACUGAGCUUCCUGCCAGUCCUUCAAUACUCCGUGCAUGCUCCUUCCUCUCUAGAAUUCUUUCCUUCUAGGUAUCCAUGUCUCAUUCCCUGACCUCCUCAAGUCUUUUUAUAGAUGCGAACUUCUCAGUAAGACCUACACUGACCUCCCUAUAUAAAAGUGCCGACUCUUUCUGGUGGCCUCCUCCCUGCUCCCUGUGCUAUUUUUCUCCAUAGCUAGUGUGACAGGGUACAGUUAGUUAUUCUGGGCUGUAGACAGUACGUAUUGAGGUCUCAAAAUAUAAACUGCCAUCCUGUAAUGCAAAUACCAUUAUUAUUCCCAGGAAAUGGCUACACUGGUAAAUCAAUGAAUUUACUCAAGUCACAUAAGUAAUAGAUGGCAGAGCUGGAAUUGAAAUCUUGGAGUUGGAUUCUGAAGCUCUUGACCCCUAUAUACUGGUGAAAUAAAUUAUAUUUUCUCUAUAGGAUGGAAUACUAUUUGUAUACUAAGAAGAGUUAAUUAUAUCCUUAUAUAUUUGAAUGGAAAGUUUCCCAUGAAAUAUUAAAUUAGUUAUGGAAUGUGCAUGGUAUUAGCCUAUAUUAUAAAUAUAUAUAAAUAUGUUUAUGUGGGCAUGAAGUAUUCCAACAGUAAGUAUGUCAAGAAUUUAACAGUAGCUAACGUCUGUGGUCUGUCUCCUUUUCUGUAUCAUUAGUUCCUUUACAACACUAACUAAAAAAGUUAUCUAUUAAAAUUUUUGAACACUGGAGUGACAUGAUAAGAAACGCUUCAGAUAGAUAAAGCCGCAUAUAUGCCAACAAGAACUUUAUCAUCUAAACAAGCUAACGAACUUGUGCUUAUUUCCACUUUCUAUUUUAUUGUUUUAUGGUUUCAGGAUCUUUAUUGAAAUAACCCCUAACGGGUCUACAUCAGUCUAUAUAGUUCAGGCAAAGCAAAAAUUUUGGUUUGAUUUUUUUAUCCAAAAGGACACUCCCCAUGUAUUGCUCACAACCCAGGAUGUUCAUUAAAUCAACUAGAGAACUUUUAUGAACAGAUGCUUGGACUGUAUCCUGAAACUUGGCACCACUUAUAUUUUAUUUUUAACUUUUUUCGCCCAUCCUGAACCCCCCUCCCACCUCCCUCCCCACCUCCCUCCCACCUCCCUCCCCAUCCCAUCCCUCUGGGUCAUCCUAGUGCACUUAUGUUUUGAAAUACUCAUUAGAUGUUUACUCAGUCUUGAGAACUGAAACCUUGGGCCUACACGAAGUCUUCAUGAAAUUCAAAUGGGAAUGUACAUGGCAAAGAAAGUCUGUGAAUGUAUUUUCCAAGUUGUU
Molecule: messenger RNA, 6793 nt
Organism: Capra hircus (goat)
Lineage: Eukaryota; Metazoa; Chordata; Mammalia; Artiodactyla; Bovidae
Product: SLAM family member 8
Exons: 7
Coding region: 181-1332 (383 amino acids)
Source: RefSeq, a predicted model, not a curated record